This is a messenger RNA of Malus domestica (apple), 2076 nucleotides long. RefSeq names its product increased DNA methylation 1-like. Gene Ontology annotation, cellular component: nucleus. The record is from RefSeq and is a predicted model, not a curated record. Gene Ontology annotation, biological process: regulation of transcription by RNA polymerase II. Gene Ontology annotation, molecular function: acyltransferase activity, transferring groups other than amino-acyl groups; transcription regulator activity. Lineage: Eukaryota; Viridiplantae; Streptophyta; Magnoliopsida; Rosales; Rosaceae.
AUGAAGCAAAAGCUGGUACUUACAGUGGAACCAGAAUUCUGCUCCUCAGCAGUUCAAUACUGGGCGAAUGGCAACACGAAGCGCGGACGCGGGAAGUCCGACGUCACUGAGAAGGCGAAAAGGCACCUCUCCGUCUUGGGAUGGAAGUUCUGGUAUGCUAACAAGCAGCAGAAGACCGAGUUGCGGUACGAGUCUCCCAUCGGAAAAGUCUACUACUCGCUACGCCUGGCUUGCCAAGCCUGUGUAAAUUCUCCAGGAGGAGGAGUGUUUUCCGAAAGCACUACUUCAAAUUCCGUGGUGUCCGUGGAGUGCUCUGCUGCUCCUGAUAUCGUAGUAGAUGUUAUGCCGCAAUCGACAUCAAGAAAAACGGUUAAGAAGAGAAAGAUUGGUGAAGCAUCGAAGGUUGAUGAUGACUGGAGUCCGAAACAGAAGCGAGGUAAGGUUCUUGCGGAUAUGAAGAGACUAAGGAAACAGAAUAAAGCUACUAAACAGCAGGUCACACGCCUUUUACGGUCUACCAAAACAGCGAGAGAGAUUGAGAUAACGGAUCCUGGUACUCGAAACCCUAGGACAGUCCUCUCUUGGUUGAUAGACAGUAAUGCUGUGUCGCCGAAUGCUAAGGUACACUACCGCCCUAGAAGAGGCACUGACAGUCCAUUGGCAAUCGGUCAGAUAACCCGCGAGGGAAUCAAGUGUGACUGUUGUUCUAAGGUGUUUACCCUCACUGGAUUUGAAACACAUGCUGGUAGCACAAACCAUAGACCAAGCGCCCACAUUAUUUUGGAAGAUGGCAGGACUCUCAACGAUUGUCAGAGGCAGAUGAUGAAGAGUCGGAAAGGAAGCACCAACACUGUCACACGGUCAAAUGACGACGCGAGGGCUGACAAUGUGCGUCAAGAUCAUCAUCAUCAUCAUGAGCAGAAUGAUGAUAUAUGCACUGUGUGUCACUUUGGAGGCGAUCUGAUUCUGUGUGAUCGGUGUCCUGCUGCAUUCCACUCUAGUUGUCUCGAUUUGAAGGACGUGUUGGAAGGCAAUUGGUUCUGCCCAUCGUGUUGCUGUGUGAAGUGUGGUAAAGGAAACCCUAAGGAGGAUAGAAAUAAUGGUUUUGUGAUAUGUAGCCAAUGUGAUAAAAAAUACCACUUUGGGUGCCUGAGGAAUGAAGGGGUUGCGGAAUUGGAAAGGGAUUCCAAAGGAAACUGGUUUUGCAGCAGAAAAUGUGAAGGCAUGUAUAAGGGAAUCAACAAGAUUGUGGGGAAACGAAUUCUGGUGGGUCCCGACAAUCUGACGUGGACAAUAUUGAGGCCAUCUACUCCGUCUGAUUCUGACAUGGAAGACUUGACAGAGAACUACAGCAAGCUCAAUUUGGCCCUGAGUGUGAUGCACGAGUGUUUCGAGCCUUCUAAGGAUCCUUACACGAAAAGAGACAUUGUCGAGGACAUUAUUUUCAACAGAGAAUCGGACCUUAGCCGCCUGAACUUCAGAAGGUUUUACACAGUGCUUUUGGAGAGAGAUGAGGAAGUGAUUACCGUCGGUAGCGUGAGGAUAUACAGUGAGUUGGCGGAAGUACCUCUGGUGGCAACUAGGUUCCAUUAUCGUAGGCAAGGAAUGUGUCAUGUUAUGAUGGAUGAGCUCGAAAACCAGCUUGUCAACUUGGGAGUUGGGAGAUUGAUUUUGCCUUCUGCUUCUAGCACACUGGAUACAUGGACCAGCACUUCAUUUGGGUUUUCAAAGAUGACAGCUAAUGAGAGGAUGCAGUUUCUGAAUUAUACUUUCAUGGAUUUCCAGGACACCAUCUUGUGCCAUAAAGUAUUGAAAAGGACCAACUCUACGACGCCAGCAACCAUACCGUUUGAAGGAAGUAUCAAAUUUGAUGGAUCGCCCAGUGCCACCUCUACAGUAACUCAGGCAGAAGACAAUCAGCCGGAUAAUGGAGCUUCAGACCAAGAAUUGGGGAACGUUGCCUCCGGUGACAAGUUUUUGAUUGAUGUUGACUGCAUGCUGUUGGACAACAACGAACCUAGUUUCUCGGCAUGGUACAACAAACAGAAUUUUAGGUUGAUUCCAGGAUUUUGUUAG